This is a messenger RNA of Phasianus colchicus (ring-necked pheasant), 3039 nucleotides long. It is a transcript of the gene DIPK2B, whose product is annotated as divergent protein kinase domain 2B. NCBI's taxonomy places the organism in Eukaryota, Metazoa, Chordata, Aves, Galliformes, Phasianidae. The record is from RefSeq and is a predicted model, not a curated record.
GCAGCUGGCAGGAUGGGGGCUGCGGCCGUGUGUCCGUCGUCUGGUUAUGCUUCGGGGCUCACCGCAUUGGACUGAGAUCACUGGAGAGGAUCUAGGAGCCUUCAGAAGGACAGUGUGCAACAGACAGAGCUCUCCGCUACUGUAGAUGGGUCGCUGGAUAUGCUGCCUUUGUUCCAGAGUUGCAGAUUGGUUGAUUCUGCUCCUGGCUUUGGCUCGGAGCUCUAACCCUUCUGCAGCAGCAACAGCUUCGCCGUCUGCGCCCCACGUCAGACCCAGCUACAGCUUUGGCCGCACUUUCCUGGGACUUGAUAAAUGCAACGCCUGCAUUGGGACAUCCAUUUGCAAGAAGUUCUUUAAGGAAGAAAUAAGGUUUGACACCUGGCUUUCUUCUCAUUUAAAGCUGCCCCCCAGCUACCUGCUCAGCUACUUGGGCAACUACACCGAUGAUACCCAGAGCUGGAGGAUGGUUGACAUCACCCGCCUGACCACCAAGUACCAGCAUGACCGGGCUGAUCAGCGCAUCUGCACCUCCCUGCUGAAGACCAAAACGUGCAGCCUAGAGCAGGCCCUGCGCCGCACCCACCGCUUCCAGAAGUGGCUGAGGGCCAAGCGCCUCACGCCCGACCUGGUGCAGGGUCUGUCCAGCCCCAUGCUGCGCUGCCCAUCCCAGCGUCUCCUGGACCGGAUUGUGCGGCGCUACGCUGAAGUGCCAGAUGCUGGCAGCAUCUACAUGGAUCACCUCACCGAGCAGGACAAGCUGCGCCUCCUGUACACCCUGUCAGUGAAUUCACACCCUAUCCUCUUACAGAUCUUCCCUGACGUGGAAGGGUGGCCCUUUCCACGGUAUCUGGGUUCCUGUGGGCGGCUGGUGGUCAGCGCCAGCACCCGGCCCCUGAGCGACUUCUUCAGGGCAGGCCCCGAGGUAGCAGCUGACCUGGCCCUCCAGCUCCUCACCGUCCUCCGCUCCAUGGGCAACAACGACCUCAACUAUUUCUUCUACUUCACCCGUGUGGACGUUGGCACCUUUGGCGUGUUCAGCAAUGGGCAUCUGUUCAUCCGGGAUGCCAGCACGCUGGGCAUCAUCGACAAGGAGGAAGGGAGCCAACCGAUGGAUGGCCAACAGGAGUAUAAGGAUAUAUUUAGCUGUUUGACCGUGGACUGCCAGUCUGCAUUUGUGUCCUGUAACUCCAUCAGAGAGAAGCAGAGCCUUGUCUUGGUGUGUCAAGAGCUUUUACCUAAGCUCCUGAAGGGGAAAUUCCUGCCAUCUGUACAGGAGAAAAUAGACAGCUUCCUACAGCACUGUGUAGAGGGCCUCACUGAUGACCAGGAUGUCAAUGAGGCAAUGGCAAAGCUGGCACAUCUCCUGAAGCCUCUGCAGUCUUGCGAUUCACGUUUUGCCUACCGCUACCCGGACUGCAAAUACAGUGACAAAUACUGAUGGUUUUGAAGGAAGGCUGCCCAAGAAGAAUGAGGCAGGGUCAUCCCCAACCAGGGUAAGAAGAAGAAGGAACCAGAGUAGCUGAAUGGAGCUGCACCAAUUCCGGGGCUUCCUCGCAAAGAUGAAGGAGUUGGGAACAGAGUGCACACAGGAUUUAUUGUUCAUCUCCCAAAGAUGCAUUUGUUACUUGGGAUGUUAGAAGUGAUGUAAGGCUUAUGGAUUAUAAACAUUAUCAUGAGUGACAGAGACUACAGGAUUAAUAAAUCUUCUUCAUGUAUUUUGGCCUUGGAAGAGUUUUCCAUGCCAUCCAUUAAAUAGAAGAUCUCUGAAGGCAAUGUGCUCACAGCUAGCUAGAUAGCAGAAUUUUAUUGCUAAGAACAACUUCCUGAUCAAGAUGAUAUAUACAUAAUGUGAGAUGGAUGGAAGCAUUUAAGACUUUCUUUGUGGAGAUUUUUAAUGCUCUAAAAAUCACAGAUAAACUGAGCCACCUGAUGAGUCCCUUACCUUCAUCUAUCACAGAUCACUUUUAUAGACUAUUCAAAUUUUAUUAGUUUUAUGGCACACAGAACAGAAAAAUGCAAUCAACAGCAUUAAAAAGAUGAAAGAGACAAUGUCUCUUGAGGCCUAAUUUUUCUAAUCCUAAAAUAUACUUACUUUUAGUCUUUUCCAAGUUGAUGGGCAGUAAUUGGAGUCUAAUAAGUGUUCUUGUUUACAGGUUAAAAACAAACCAAAAUAACAACAAAAAACAACUCUUAGAUGUGGCUGUCCAGAAGACACUUUCAUACUUUUCUCUCUAAAGCAAACUGGAAGGAAGCAUUUAAACAAAAUCAUUCAAAUGGGAAAAUUACCUUAAGAAGAAAAACAACAUCGCCAGAGGUUCAGAUAUUAGUUUACCAUAAGCAGUAAAACCAUCUGAACGUCUAUUCCUAUUUCCUCAUCCAUUUGCCCUUUAAAGGAGAAAUUGGAAGUCAGUCCCAAAGGACUAACUCAGGUACCUACAAUUUGAGGUGGUGGACUUGUGUUUUCACACAGAAUUAGACAUAUGUGCCUUGUUUUCUGCAGAAAGGCUGCAAAAGUUGCAGAAUAGCAAAUCAUGGUUUGCCUAGAAUCAAAGAAUGCCUGAAGUUUGAAGAGACUUCUAGAGGUAAACAGGUCCAACCCCUGCUCCAGAAGGGACACCAAGAGUAGGGUGUCCAGAUAGCUUCUGAACAUCUCCAAGGAGGAGACUCCACAACCCUUCUGACAGCCUGUGCCUGUGCUCCAUCACCUGCACAGUGCUGGUGUUCUGAUGGAGCAUCCUGCGUUCCAGUUUGUGCCCACUGCCUUUUGUCAUGUCACUGGUAACCAUUUAAUGUAUGUUGAUCCCCAACCCAUGAGUUCCUUGUGAGGUAUCAGAGAAACACACUAAACUUUCCCUAUGCUCAAGGGGCUACUUCUCUUCUGGUAUUCAGGCAUGGAGGAGUCACCGACCAUAUUUGACUAAGCUGAGUCAGAAACUAAAUGUUCUGGAUCCCCCUGUAAGUAUUUUCAUCAUGGAAACUGUCUUCCUCUAGCCAUGGUUCAAAAAGGAAACCAGUAAAAAGCAUAAAACCAGAAAAAGA